This is a messenger RNA of Porites lobata, 1168 nucleotides long. NCBI's taxonomy places the organism in Eukaryota, Metazoa, Cnidaria, Anthozoa, Scleractinia, Poritidae. The record is from the annotation of a GenBank genome assembly.
CUCUCUCACUUCGUCUGUUUGUGAAAAUGGCCGAAUUACUAUCCGACACUGAAUUGGAGGGAUGGAAGCAGUUUCUUCUAGAACUGAUUGCGAAGAAUCCGCAGAAGAAACUCAGCUUUCUUGUCACCGGUAAGACUGGCGUUGGCAAAUCCCGCUUGGUGAAUGCUCUUGUGGGGAGAAAUGUUGCGGUGGAAGGGCGACAGCGAGAUUCUUGCACAAACACUACAACUUCGCACAAAGUUGUAAUUGAAGGUAUUGACGUGCUUGUCUGGGAUUCUCCUGGACUUCAAGAUGGCGACGCUAAUUACCUUGAAAACUUGAAAUCUGUAAAUUCGAAACAUGGCCUUGAUGUCGUAAUUUACUGCCUCAAAAUGAACGACAAGAAAUUUUAUGUUGAAGACAAGAUGGCCAUUCGCAAGCUGACAGAGGGGUUUGGAAAAGAAGUUUGGAAAAAAACUGUGAUAGCUUUAACGUUUGCCAACACAAUUCAAGACCCAGAUGAGGAGGACCACGAAAUCUAUUUUCUGGAAGAAUUUACUGAGUGGGAAAGGCAAUUAAGAGGUGCGCCGAAUGGAAUCUUACGAAAUGAGCUAGAUAUCGAUUCCGAAGUACUCACGGCACUUCCCAUUGUCGCGGUUGGAAAUUCUACUGGAAAUCCCAAGAAGCCCAGACCGCUACCCAACGGUGAUAACUGGCUCAGUGAGUUGUGGUUAUGUUGCUAUUCUGUAAUGAGUGAUGCCGCAGGGAUAGCUCUGUUCAAGAUAAGCAAGCAUCGCUUAGUAUAUCCCGCAACUUCUAAAGCUCUGGCAGCAACCAAAAUUAACCCGACGGACAUUCCGGGCGAUAUACCUUUGACCGAGAAACAGCAAAAUACGCUUUGGACCAGAAUGUGGGAGUUAAUUAAGCGUGAGGCUCCGAAGGCUCUCGCCGGCUCUGGCUUUAUGGCAGUUGCAGGUUUCGUUAUACUUAAAAUCCUCUGAUUUAAUGAACAAUACAUCAACUCGGUGUGGCAAGUUUAAUUUUAAGGAAACUAGUCUUGAGUAACAAGAAGAAUAGCCUGCAAAAACAGCUUUUUGUAUUUAGAUAGAUAGAUAGAUAGAUAGCUUUAUUAAAAAUCCAUUGCAGCCCAAGGGCUGGAUUACGGACUGUACAAUACGUUGAAUACUAA